Messenger RNA from Hydra vulgaris (swiftwater hydra), 390 nucleotides. Its product is annotated as parA family protein MG470-like. NCBI's taxonomy places the organism in Eukaryota, Metazoa, Cnidaria, Hydrozoa, Anthoathecata, Hydridae. The record is from RefSeq and is a predicted model, not a curated record.
AUGAUAGACAUUAUAAAUAACAAAGCUAGCAUCUCUGAAUCAAUCGUUAAUAUAUCAGAAGGAUUAGACAUUUUGCCAAGUAGAAACGAAAACGCAGUAUUAGAUAAUUUCUUUAUGCUAAACAAAUUUCCUUUAGAACGGGUUUACUUCGAUCUGAUACAUCAAGUGUUUAAUAAAUAUGACUUAGUUCUUUUUGACUGUCCUCUAGCUUUAGGACAAUCUGUAGCCGCUGCAACUCUUGUUUCAGAUAUUGUAAUUGCCCCAGUUACCCCUGAACAGUUUAGUUUAUCAGGACUUAGAAAUUCAGCAACUAAAGAAGAUAUAGAUUUAUUUACUAGAGAAAUGUUAAGUUUAAAUAAUCUUAAAAUUGAUGAUAAAUUUGAAGGAUAA